AUGUCAAUGUCGGCCUCGUACGAACAGUACGACCAUCCCCAAUAUGGAACAUCCCACUACCCAUACGACGGACCAGAUGAGAUGGCCCAUGAUAAUUUUGAGGCCCAAUAUGAACAUCCUGAAGACGGAAACCAGGAUGGUGAUUACCACGAUCCCGAAUACCAUGAUGAGGAUCACAAUGAAGGGGCCUUUGGAUAUGGUGGGGACUGGGAUCCACAAUAUCCUGAAGGGGGUGAUGAAAACUAUGGUCACAACGAACACCAGGAGCUUCAAGUAGGGAUGCAAAACCAUCACUACGAGCACGGCGCAGAUGAUCAGUAUUCAGAUGAUCACGAGCCUCCUUACUAUGAAUAUUAUAGCAAUCCAGAAGACGAUAGCUAUGACCCCAAUGAGGAAGUGGAUUAUCAAAACUGGUUGGGACAUAGUGAGAUGGAUGAGAGUGGAGAACCUCAUGAGCAAGAGACCGAUCAACAUGACGAGGAUCUAGUGGGUCAGCCUGCAGAGCAAGAGGAGAACGAGGAAGCGAUGGAAGACCCAGAGCGGGAAGAAAACCAUGAUCCAGACCAACAUCCAAUGCCAGAGAUGGCCGAUCACCUUUCCCCAGCAGCACCGAAUCCUCAAACCAACCCUCAAGCUCAAGGCUCAAACCACGAACACAGCGGUGGUCAACAUCCUGGUCAAAUGAGUGGUGCAACUGGUGGCCACCCACCUACGGACCAGCAUCCACCAAUGCCAGAAAAUGUGCCGCGCUCGACCCCUGGUGGCUCGAUGUUAAACAUCGCCCUAGAAAAUACAUUCCAGGGUGGUGAAAUGUACGCAGUUGUCUCCGGGAAGGCCAUUGAUCACAACAACAGCCUCUUCCUGCUCUCUUCUGAUGGAAAGACGCCGAUCUAUCCCACCGCAGAAGGGCCAAUACAUGAGGAUAUUUCGAUAGAAAUGCAUGCGGGUCAGCCUACAACAAUCACCAUUCCUCAUAUUGCCGGCGGCCGAAUCUACUUUUCUCGAAACAAGAAACUAGAGUUCACAUUGAAUCCAGGCCCGUCCCUCGUCGAGCCGUCAGUCACCAAUGCCAGCGAUCCGAACUACUUGACCGAGUGGGGUUUUGUGGAAUUGACUUUCAAUAAAGAUCAACUGUACGCGAACAUUAGUUAUGUUGAUUUUGUCGGCAGUAUUCCUACUGGCUUGAGUCUGGAGACCGCCUCCGGAGCCACACAGCAUGUAUCUGGUAUGGGUGCGGACGGCUUGGAAAGCGUGUGCCAGGGACUGAUGCAACAACGACAACGGGAUGGGAAAGGAUGGGAUCAGCUUAUUGUCCAGCCUCAAGGGAGACCACUCCGUGUCCUUUCUCUGAAUCAGGUGGUGAAAAUCAAACCGGAUAUAUUUGCCGAUUACUACGAUAAGUAUAUUGAUCAAGUAUGGCAACAUCUAUCCUCCAGUGAGGUUGCUAUUGACACACAGAUGGCCGCCGGCGUUGUGAAAGCUCGAGUCCAAGGGGAUAAGCUGUCAGUUGGAAAGUCACAAUUUGCAAAACCAACUACGCUGGAUAUUCUCAGCUGCGACUCGGGUGCAUUUGCGACAGGAUCGGACGCAGAAGUCAACGCUAUCAUUCCCAGGAUUGCGGCCGCCUUUAACCGCUCGACACUCUUGGACACGCAAUCAUUCCCGGAGGAUAAGGCUCUUCACUACAAGAACCAAGUGACUAACCACUACUCUCGGGUGGUCCAUGAGCACAACAGCGAUGGAAAAGGCUAUGCAUUUCCUUAUGAUGAUGUACAGAAGACUGGAGGCCCGGAUCAGUCUGGUGAGGUCCAUGCUAGCGAUGCAACGCUCCUCACCGUGACGGUGGGUGGUGGAAAAGUUGCCCAGCAUUGA
This is a messenger RNA of Exophiala aquamarina CBS 119918, 1872 nucleotides long. RefSeq lists its product as uncharacterized. The record is from RefSeq and is a predicted model, not a curated record. NCBI's taxonomy places the organism in Eukaryota, Fungi, Ascomycota, Eurotiomycetes, Chaetothyriales, Herpotrichiellaceae. The transcript has a single exon. Bases 1 to 1872 code for a protein of 623 amino acids.